GUCUCAGGUGUCAGGAGGGAGAGAGCGAGAGAGAGAGAGAGAGAGAGAGACGCUCCACAGCACCUGGAGGACUCUACAUACAAACAAGAGAUUUUCAACAAAAGCGCCCUGAUCCCAUGGCAUUGGUCACAUUAUGAAAUCACACUACCUAUUCCUGCUGGUUUACCUCGUUGGAGCCUCCACUGGAAAUUCAAGGGCACAAAGGAAUACAACAUGUGGAACAGAAAGCUGCGGUCAGGAGCCAGACGCGACCUCCCGCUUCCUGCAGUGUGUCGGCUUGCCGUCCACAGACACAGGAAAAGACCACAUACAGAGGCUGAAAGUGAUGCUUGAGGCCACAAUGGACGUGUACACCUUCAUGAAAUCCAGCAUGACGGGUGUGCCGGUCUUGAGCCUGGAAGGAGCUUUGAAUUUCAACCCUGGAGCAGAUCCUCUCCAGAAUGAAGCCCUGGUUCAGAUGUGGCUUGAGGUCAAAAUCAAACCUCUGCUGGGUUCCAUCACCAAACACUUCCUGUCCUGCCUCAGCACAAAGAACUUCAGCUGCUCCUCUUAUCAGACUGUAGUGAGAGAACUCAGCCAAUAUUUUUCAGAGAUGAAUCCAGUCAGACAAAAGUGGAUCUACACGUUCUUCAUGUAUCCCUUCCUGUCUGGAGAAAGAGUUGCAGGUUGUAUGAACGGCAAUGAAAGCAGCGAAGAAUGGCUGAUGAAGAAUUUUGGCGCCUUCAGAGCGAUGGCCCAAAUGAAGGACUUCACCAGCCUCAACAUGGUCUUCAGUGGGCUGGAGGUUCUCCACCUGCUCUCUCCUGCACAAAAGGCCGAGCUGCUCUUAAAGCCUGAGGUGGCUGGUUUGGACAAUGGCACCCUGACCCUGGUCUUCAACAGUCUGCUGCACGGUCAGCAAACGACUCCCAGCCCUGGAAACUCGUCUGUGGUGCCAUUUGGUUAUUCAUCUCCACACAGCACUCUCAAAGAGAUCGCAAAUGGAUUUAUGACGGCUUUCAGACCGAUUGGAAGUUUUGCUCAUGAAUUUGUUUCGUUUACACGUCAGAGAGAUGUUUCAGAAAUAAAAAGCACCACUUUGACUCAGUUCCUGCUCAACUGGACUCUGGCUGAGCUGGCAGACAUGUAUGAGCCGCCCAUGGACCCAGACAUCCCCCAGUUUGACGUGACCAACGUGGAGGACUGGUACCAGCAGGUGGUCCUGCCGCUGCUGCGCAGGUUCCUGCCGAACGACGGAGACCUGAUGCACCAAAACGUCACGCUCGCUUUUCACGAGCUGUAUUUUCUGGAACAUGGUGGGGAAAAUGAAUAUGAUGAACUUCAGGAUGUCUGCAGCGUCACUCUUGACAAGAACCCUUGUGGGCUGACCGAUGCAGUGGAGAACAUAGCCCAUAUUAUGCACUGCGCUGCUAAGAGUGAGCUGACAAUGACUGAAGCAACUAUCAUGAGGCUGAUUACUGAGCUGGCUGAACGUCUGAACUCCCUGAUCAAAGAAUUUACCACAACAAACUUUGCGGAGCUGGCAUCUGACAUUAAGGAGAUAUUCAACGAGAACGAACCUCCAACUCUGACCCAACAUCACCUGGACGACCCCGAAUUCAUCAAACUCUGGUACCAGAUCAAACUGCUCCCCCUGCUGCCAGACGUGAACCCAGACCUCCUCUCCUGCCUGAGCACCAAAAACUUCUCCUGCCCUGUUUACCAAACCCUAGUGGCAGCACUGGGUGAGAGCAUGAGGCAAAUGGAUGCUGACAUGAUGUACAGUCACAACAUCUACAGAUAUUUCAUCUACUCGUUCCUGAAUCACAACACCACCGAAACCCAGUGCCUCUCUUCAGCCAAUCAAAGUGCAGAAUGGGUGAAGCUGAACUUUGGGUUCUUCUCAAGCUUUGCCUCCGUCAUCGACUUCUACCAGCUCAACCCUGAUUUCUCUGCGUUGGAAGCUCUGCAGGUCCUGACCCCAAAGCAGCUUGCAGAGGUGCUGCUGCUGCCUCUUCCUGGUCUAACGGAGAAAGACACCAUUAUCCACGCAGUGUUUGACUUCUUGUUGGAGUCACCAGAAGAGAGAAAAUUUACCAAUGUUCUCCUCUUCAUGGUCCAGCUUGCCGGAGAGGUUAAUCCUCCCUGCAGUGUCUAUCAACUCAUUUUUGAACGAAUGUACAGAGCUGUAAUGAUGAUGCCUCCAGACUUGGAGCCGGUUAUUUGGGCGCGCAUCGAUGAUCUGAUGGGAGUAGCGCCAGCAGAGUGUGUACCGGCAGAAGUCACGUGCCAAGACACGCAGAUUAACAGUACUAAAAUCUGCCGAAGCAUCAACAGCUCCGUUCUUCAGUCAUACUUCAACAACCACACACAUGUUCCAUGCAGCUUCACCUUGGAGGAAUAUGCUUGUGCUCAGCUGAAGGACUUCACGGCCGAACAGCUGGCUUCCCUGAUGAGGUGUAAUCUGCCCGACAAUAGCAGCCAUUCCAGGGUCCUGUGGAAGUUGCUGCUGACAAAACUCUCCAGCGUUUUGAACCCAGCGCUGGACAUGCUGGCCAACAGGUCGGUGGGAAUGAUCCCUUCAGCGGAGGCCAUUUUGGAUGUGAUUCAGGAAAUCAGGCUAUCGACGCUGACCAAUGGGGAGCUGACGAAUAGCAGCCUGAUCCGCUUGUGGUUCACAGAGCGUCUAAGCAGCUUCCUGCCAUUUGCAUCGGGGCGCUUCCUGCUGUGUCUGACCAGCAGGAACUUGAGCUGUCCAUCAUAUCAGCAAAUACUGCAGACAUUUGUUAGCCACUUUGAGAAGAUGCCCUCCCAACAGCAGCUUCUGGUCCUGAAGGAUUUCAUCCUCCGUUUCCUUCUGAACGCUCACUCAGGUCCAGGAUGUUUGUCCUCCUUCAACAACAGCGCACAGUGGCUGACCGACAACUUCGGUCCAUUCUCUGAGUUAGUGGCCGUCAGCGAGCUGAUCCGUCUCAACCCUCUCUUCAAACCACUCGAGGUCUUACAGCUCCUCACAGCAGAUCAGAGAGUGGAGCUGCUGGGACUGACGCUUCCUGAAAACACAGACACUGUCAUCAACGCUCUCUUUAAUUACAUGACCGAAGCACCAGAGGAAAGAAGAUUCACACAGUUCCUGUCGUCUCUCGUCAUCUUUUCCAAGACAUUGAAUCUUUCCUGCUCGUCCUACAAAACACUAUUCACCAGACUGGACGACGCCAUGGCAUCAGCUACUUCUGAUGUAACUUCAGCCAUCACACACACAAAAGUGGCUUUAUUCAAACAGCUACCAUCUGGUUGCAUCAUAUACAGUGGGCAGUGCAAUGUAACGAUGGCAAAUGAGACAGACAUAUGCAUGGGAGUCAACAGCACAGAGCUUCAGAUCCACCUGGACAGAUCAAUGAUGACCGGACGUCACUGCAGCUUCUCUGUGGAGGAAUUUGCCUGUGCCUCUCUGUCAGGUUUAACAGCUGGGGAUCUGGCAGCCAUGUUGGGUUGCGAUAGGGUCUCCGACUCAAGCGGCUCCAAACUUGCCUGGAACCUGCUGCUCUCCAAAGCCUCCAAGGUCCUGGAUCAAGCUCUGGAUCUGCUGAGCAACACCACGCUCCGCCCCGACCAUCAUUCUGCCUCCAUGAUCCUGACUCCAUUAGAGAACUCCGGCUGCAUGGCGUCAACAUGGCCGUCCUCAACGAUCCCGCCUUCGUCCAGAUGUGGUUCGGCCGCCGCCUUCGUCCUUUCCUGCCAGCUGUUUCCGACGACUUCCUCUCAUGUCUCUCCUCCAACUCACUGAACUGCAGCACCUUCCAGUUCAUUGUGAAGACAUUUAGCCACGUUCAGUCACUCAUGUUGCGUGAAAGGCAGCGGUCUGUCUCCACACGUUUCAUCACAGCUUUCCUGUCAACA
Poeciliopsis prolifica (blackstripe livebearer) is the source of this 3879-nucleotide messenger RNA. RefSeq lists its product as uncharacterized. NCBI's taxonomy places the organism in Eukaryota, Metazoa, Chordata, Actinopteri, Cyprinodontiformes, Poeciliidae. The coding region runs from base 134 to 3766 and encodes 1210 amino acids. The record is from RefSeq and is a predicted model, not a curated record. The transcript has 36 exons.